AUGCACGUCUCGACAAACGUGGCGAUCACCACGGCCACCGUAGGCACCGGGGCGGCUACGGUAAUUGUGCUCGUUUUAUGCGCCCAAAUCGUCGCCGACAUCAACGAGUUCUCCCUGCAGGCCAACGACGAUUUUCAGGAGUUCCAGAACUUUGCCGACGACGCCUGGGGCUCGAUGGUGGAGCAAAUCGCAACGGCAAAGGAUACGGGAUUGAUUAUUUUUGAUGCAUUCCAUUUUUACGUAAAAUUUCGAGAUGUAGAUUGCGCCGCCAAAAACGAGCCGCACCCAGGCAGUCGGAUUGCAACUGCGGACGCCAUGUUGAUAAUUCGUGUCCGGGAGCCGAAGGGCCGGCUGGACGUCCUGGCCAUGAUGGUCGAUCUGGAAACCGAGGAUCGCCGGGGCGACGCGGCGAUAGAGGAGAACGCGGAGAGCCAGGCGACGAAGGAGCACCAGGAGCCCCGGGCCGGCCCGGCCAGAUUGGAGCCCCUGGAGCCGAUGGCAGAAGGCCCGGCCAUCCUGGAUAUCCAGGCGAUCAGGGCGGCCCGGGGGCUGAUGGCGAGCCUGGUAUGGAUGGGAAAGAUGGAGAAAACGGGGCCAAUGGACCCCCGGGAAAUGAUGCUGCUUACUGUCCGUGUCCGCCGCGAAGCGCCGCGAAUCUCCACCCAAGCCAGGGUGCAA
Mesorhabditis spiculigera is the source of this 678-nucleotide messenger RNA. The record is from the annotation of a GenBank genome assembly. NCBI's taxonomy places the organism in Eukaryota, Metazoa, Nematoda, Chromadorea, Rhabditida, Rhabditidae.